AUGUGCAUCGCGCUGAUCUCAACCGCGCACCCCCUCUACUCAUUAAUCGUCAUCGACAAUAGAGAUGAAUUCCUUCAUCGACCGACCUCGUCGCCGGACUGGUGGCCGGAGCCAUCUUCUUUUGUCCUCGGGUCACGCGAUUUAGCCCGAUCCGAGCACGGAACCUGGAUGGGAGUCACCAAACAGGGCAAAGUUGCAGUGCUCACCAACUACCGUGAGCAAAAGUCUUCCGAGGCUAUUGGGUGGCACAGUCGCGGGAAAAUCGUCAAUAGUUGGUUGACGAGCCCGCCCGCGGAAAAGCAGACCACACUUGACUUUGUGCAGGCGAUGGUUGCUAGUCCUGAAGCAAAGCAGGUAGGCGGGUUCAGUCUCGUGUGCGGUCACAUCAAUGAGCCUUUGGCCAUCGUCUCCAACCGUUCUCGCGAUAUGGAGCAGAUCAUCUGGGUGGCAUCCGAGAAGAACCAGACUCUCGGGCUCAGCAACACCAACUUUGGAGAUCGAACGUGGCCGAAGAUCAUUGAAGGGGAGAAGUUGAUGGAAAUGGCUAUCAAAGAGCAUGUCCAGGCUCAGGAGGAUGAGGAUGCUCUGGUGGAGCGUCUACUUCAGGUGCUGAGUACCGAUACUCUGCCUCGCUUGCCGAAGGAGAGUAGCCUCGACGAUUAUAUCCCAUUCAUACCGAAGAGUAUAUUUGUUCCAGUUAUCGGGACCGAUGUGGCUGUAGCGUGCACCGAGGAUGAAACCAAGAAGCCGCCGUCGAAUGGCCUUAUGGACCCAAAGUUUUUUAGUGGACUUUAUGGUACGCAGAAACAAACUGUCCUUCUGGCACAGACAAAUGGACGAGUGCGGUACUUUGAGCGAACACUAUACGACAACCAAGCUAACGCGGUCCCCGCCGGACAAGGUGACAAGUGCAUCGAAUUUACUGCUCAGCCCGAGACGGCAAGCACAAAUGGUCAUUGA
This is a messenger RNA of Penicillium atrosanguineum, 960 nucleotides long. RefSeq names its product NRDE family protein. Gene Ontology annotation, biological process: Golgi organization; protein secretion. The record is from RefSeq and is a predicted model, not a curated record. Lineage: Eukaryota; Fungi; Ascomycota; Eurotiomycetes; Eurotiales; Aspergillaceae. The coding region runs from base 1 to 960 and encodes 319 amino acids. Gene Ontology annotation, cellular component: Golgi apparatus. The transcript has 2 exons.